AUGUCUGAACAUCAGAAAACUGCAAUUAUAUCAGUUUACAACAAGACAGGUCUAUUAGACCUUGCUAAGGGGUUAACUGAGAAUAAUGUUCGUAUGCUAGCAUCCGGUGGAACAGCUCAAUUUAUUCGUGAAUCUGGCUUCCCAGUAGACGAUAUAUCUUCCAUUACACAUGCUCCAGAGAUGCUAGGUGGUAGAGUCAAGACUCUACAUCCUGCUAUCCACGGUGGUAUCCUAGCUAGAGAUCUAGAAUCUGAUGAAGAAGAUUUGAAGACACAACAUAUAGAGAAAGUCGAUUUUGUAAUUUGUAACUUAUACCCUUUCAAAGAAACUGUAGGUAAGAUUGGUGUUACAAUGGAAGAAGCCGUGGAAGAGAUCGAUAUUGGUGGUGUCACUCUUAUUAGAGCCGCCGCCAAGAAUCAUAUCAGAGUCACUAUCUUGAGUGAUCCAGAAGAUUAUGCCGUCUUUUUACAAGAAUUAUAUGAAAACAAUACUGGUGAGAUAUCGAAAGAUCUAAGAAAUAAAUUAGCUUUGAAAGCAUUUGAACAUACCGCAGAAUAUGACACCGUUAUAUCUGAUUUUUUCAGAAAACAAUAUUCUGAAGAUAUUGCACAAUUACCUUUACGUUACGGUUGUAACCCUCAUCAAAAGCCAGCACAAGCAUUUAUUACCGACCAAGAUGAAUUGCCAUUUAAAGUACUAUGCGGUGUCCCAGGUUACAUCAACUUACUUGACGCAGUUAAUUCAUGGCCUUUAGUGAAAGAACUAUCUGCUUCUUUGAAUUUACCUGCUGCUGCAUCUUUUAAGCAUGUCUCACCAGCUGGUGUUGCUGUUGGGUUACCAUUAACAGAAAUUGAAAAGCAAAUCUAUUUUGUGAAUGAUAUUGAAAACUUAUCACCUUUGGCAUGUGCUUACGCAAGAGCUCGUGGUGCAGAUAGAAUGUCCUCAUUCGGGGACUUCAUUGCAUUAUCCAACAGAGUAGAUGUUUGCACAGCCCAAAUUAUUGCUAAGGAAGUAUCUGAUGGUGUCAUUGCCCCAGGUUAUGAACCUGAAGCUCUGGAGAUUUUAAGAAAGAAGAAAAAUGGUAAAUAUUGUAUCUUACAAAUAGAUCCAAAUUAUGUUCCAGCACAAAUCGAAACCAGACAAGUCUUUGGGAUAUCUUUACAAGAAAAGAGAAACGAUGCAAUUAUCAACAAAUCAUCUUUCAAAGAGAUUGUCUCUCAAAACAGAGAUUUAACAGACCAAGCAAUGAUCGAUCUAACUGUUGCUACGCUAGCUUUAAAGUACACACAAUCAAACUCUGUGUGUUACGCUAAGAAUGGUAUGGUAAUUGGUCUGGGUGCUGGUCAACAAUCCAGAAUCCAUUGCACAAGAUUGGCUGGUGAUAAAGCUGAUAACUGGUGGUUAAGACAACACCCCAAAGUGUUAGACUUCAAAUGGGCCAAAGGUGUAAAGAGACCUGAAAAGUCUAAUGCCAUUGAUUUGUUUGUCACUAAUCAAAUCCCAGAAGAUGGUCCAGAAAAGGAUGAUUACGAAUCUAAAUUUGAAGAAUUACCAACGCCAUUGACUAAGGAAGAAAGAAAAGAGUGGUUAUCUAAACUGAAUAACGUUUCUUUGUCAUCUGAUGCAUUUUUCCCAUUCCCAGAUAAUGUCUAUAGAGCAGUAAGAUCUGGUGUGAAGUACAUUGCGGCACCAACCGGUUCAGUGAUGGAUAAAUCUGUUCUUGCUGCUGCUGACUCUUUUGAUGUGAUUUAUGUUGAGAACCCUAUUCGUUUAUUCCACCAUUGA
Molecule: messenger RNA, 1785 nt
Organism: Maudiozyma barnettii
Lineage: Eukaryota; Fungi; Ascomycota; Saccharomycetes; Saccharomycetales; Saccharomycetaceae
Exons: 1
Coding region: 1-1785 (594 amino acids)
Biological process (GO): 'de novo' IMP biosynthetic process
Cellular component (GO): cytosol
Molecular function (GO): phosphoribosylaminoimidazolecarboxamide formyltransferase activity; IMP cyclohydrolase activity
Source: RefSeq, a predicted model, not a curated record